UAAAAUUGUACCGUUGUAAAGUAAAUAUUUAUCGUAAAGUUAAUAGAAUAGUACAUGGCAUAAAACCUUAUCAUAACAUAAGAAUUAUUAGGCAAGUCGAGAUGGGGAGUCUAAAGGACGACAAUCAUAAACUGGGGUGUAGUAUUGGACACUGUCUCGAAGUUUUCUUGUUUUCGAAUGGGCAACGAGACUCCCCACCUAGAAAAUAUAAUGUGCGUGUCGAUGACCAAUGUGAUACUACGUUGAGCUUCUUGGCGCGUUCACAGAACGGAUCAGAUCAUAAUAUAGAACUCUACACUACAGAUGGUAAAAAAAUAAGAAGAGCUCAAGAUUUAAGCAACGGAGCGGCCUAUGUAGCAGUGGAGCCUCCGCAGGCGUUCAUUCCUUCCGGCUACAACGACUACCUUAUGAAGGCAUCUAGAUCAAGAGAAAAGCGUCAGGAGAAACUACCUGAGAAAGGCUCAAUAAAGCCAGAUAAAACUAAUUCUAAACAUGAAACGGAAGAACAAAUGAAAGAUGGCACAAAUAUAAAGAUAAUUCAAGAUAUAACAAUAAGGCCCACCAGCAAGACAGCUGUUAAAGAAGAAGACGGCACUGCAGAAAGAAACAAAUCAGAGUCUGCGAAAAUAGCUAAACCAAUAGGACGAAUAAAUAAUAAGCAAGCUCAAAAAAAAAGUAGUUCACUUCCUCAGCCAAACACUAAUAUUUUAAGAAAGAAUACAAAUAAUGUUACAACACCCAUUAAAAGAAAAAUUAAUACUUCCAAAAUAGACGCAAUGAACAAAAAAGUAGAAUCAUCUUCCUUGCAAAGUACGAAAACUAACCCAAUUACAAAAAUAAUUGAAAGUAAGUCGAAAGAAGACAUAGCCGGCGUCAUCGCAAUAAUUAAAAAUAAUCGAGAAAAUACUGAUUCAGCCGAAGCAUAUGAUUUAUUGAAAAAUAUUGAUACAACUGGAGGGCCUUAUAACAUGUCAACAGAUUAUAAAACUACACAACUAUUAACGGUUGAUUCUAUGCUUAUAGAGAAAAAUUCUAUGCUUAAAUCCGAGUAUACAAUGCCAGUUAAGAUUCAUUCUAAAGUAAAUUUGUUAUCAAACAGUGUUCCUGAUCAAAAUGUAAAACUUGUCCCCCAAUUACUUAGCGAUCCACCCUUGCGUGAGAGUCCGUUGACUGAUUAUUCUAAGGAAACCGAUAGAACUCAGAUCAAAACGGCUGAACUAACCGAAGUGCCGAAAGGCUCUCAAAAAAAUACUUUAAUUUUCGGUAGUCAAACCGGCGACAAUAACUUCACCAUAUACGUAAAACAGAGUGAUGUAACAAAUUUAAAGCUUAACAUAGAACUCAAAAAUGUAUCCAGCUCUAUGCUUGAAGAAAAACAUUAUUAUGUAAAAUCAACGACAUCGGUCGUAAAUACUCCCGAGUCCGACUUCCAGGAAUCCUCUAAGACCCGAACUGAAGCCAAGAGUUAUCGCGAAGCACCAACUCUCACCGAGCCAUGGCAUCCACAACUCUCCUAUGAGCAAUUACAACUAAAAGCCAACGACCAAGAAGGAGAUUGUCGAUGUAAUUGCUGCUCGUGUUCCAGAACAGAAGGUGCAGCACCAAUUUAUGUUGACAAUAACAACUACUUUAUAUUGUUGCCCCCAGAAGAUAUUAACAAGCCAUUAUUAAGCUGCGCUUGCAAUGUGGAAACUAACCAGGACCCCAAACGUGAGAUGCCCGAUUACCACGAGUUACCAAGAAUGAAAAACCAUAUUAUUGGUAAACUAGUCAGGCAUAACAGUUCACCAACGGACGCAAGCAACUUAAAUAAACGCUUAGAUACAAGUAAAAGUGUAGUGAUGGGUGAUCAUACGGAUCAAUGUCAGUGCUGUGACUGUGACCAAAGUUUGGAUCUCGAGUUCCCUGUCUAUGACCAAGAACGAGUCACGUGUGGUGGCUGUGUUACCAGGGAACACGCGCUCGUCAAUAAGAGUACCACACAGCUCAAAGAAGCCUUCACACAAACUGAUUGGAGUGGUAUAGUGCUGGAAGUCCGACCUCGGGAAAACGGGAGCUACGAAUUCCACAUACCAUCGCUAAAAGUUCUCAAAAUGGCUGACUCUUUAUAUUUAUGAAGACUUGUAACCAC
Molecule: messenger RNA, 2131 nt
Organism: Cydia pomonella (codling moth)
Lineage: Eukaryota; Metazoa; Arthropoda; Insecta; Lepidoptera; Tortricidae
Exons: 8
Coding region: 102-2117 (671 amino acids)
Biological process (GO): intracellular signal transduction
Source: RefSeq, a predicted model, not a curated record